Molecule: messenger RNA, 1461 nt
Organism: Diversispora eburnea
Lineage: Eukaryota; Fungi; Glomeromycota; Glomeromycetes; Diversisporales; Diversisporaceae
Source: the annotation of a GenBank genome assembly
AUGUGGGAUAUAAUUUCACCUUUUUUUAAAGAAAUUCAUGAGGAUCUUACUGAAGAAUUAAAAUAUCAAAAACUUAAACACGAAAUUAAAGAUGUUAGUGAACUUAUUGAAAGACUUGCCUCAAAAGCUAAACUUGACCCAUUAAGUGUAGACUUUUCAAAACACCUGGAUGAAAAUGAUCGUUUAAAAAGUCUUAGAGAAGAAUUUAACAUUCCCAAAGCUGGAGAUAUUGUAACUGAUGGUGUCGAAGCUAUAAGUCCUGGAGAAAAAUCAGUUUAUUUUUGUGGAAAUUCUCUCGGAUUAAUGCCAAAAUGUGCUAGAGAACUUCUAAGUCAAGAACUUGACGUAUGGGCUUCUACUGGAGUAGCUGGUCAUUUCCAACAUAAAUUCAAUCGACCUUGGGUAUCUAUUGAUGAUAAUGUGGUGGAAGGAAUUGCCGAAAUUGUUGGAGCAAAACCUAUCGAAAUAGCCACUAUGAAUACUCUCACCUCCAACCUUCAUUUACUUAUGGCUUCUUUUUAUACUCCAAACAAAAUUAAUCCACCACCAGGAGAAUUUAACGAAAGAUUAGAAGAUAUUUUAAAUAUUAUUGAAAAGGAAGGCAAUAAAAUUGCUUUAGUACUUUUCAGUGGAGUACAUUAUUAUUCUGGACAAUUCUAUAAAAUCAAAAAGAUCACUACAGCUGCCAAGGCAAAGGGUUGUGUUGUUGGUUUCGAUCUUUCCCAUGCAGUAGGAAAUGUAGUUUUGAAACUUCAUAAAUGGAAAGUUGAUUUUGCAACUUGGUGUACAUAUAAAUAUUUAAAUUCUGGUCCUGGAGGUAUUGCUGGUAUUUUCAUUCAUGAGAAACACGCUAAUGAUUUUAAUCGACCAAGAUUUGCAGGAUGGUGGGGUUCUGAUAGGAAAUCAAGAUUUCAAAUGGAUAAACCUUUUCAACCUAUUCCUGGUGCAAAAGGAUUUCAAGUAUCAAAUCCUUCAGUAUUAAAUACAGUUUCACUUCUUGCAAGUCUUAAAGUAUUUGAUAAAACUAGUAUGGUUCAACUUCGAUCAAAAUCUAUUUUGCUUACUGGAUACUUGGAAUAUCUUUUGGAUAAACAACUUAAUAGUUUGGGAUAUAAAAUAAUUACUCCUCGGGAUCCUCAUCAACGUGGAUGUCAACUUUCUUUAUUAGUUGAUGAAAAUAAAGUUGAACAAGUUAGUAAAGGAUUAAUGAAAUAUGGUAUAGUUAUUGAUGUGAGAAGUUCUAGUGUUAUUAGAAUUGCUCCAAAUCCUAUGUAUAAUACUUUUUCUGAAGUAUUUAGGUUUGUUAAGGCAUUGAAACUUAUCAUGAGUGAUUUAGGUAUUAGUUUUUCUGUUUCUAAAGAAAAAUCUGAAACCAAAAGUUUAAUGUAUUACAUCCAUAGACACAUGGAUAGUAGUUUGGUGAUAGCUUACUUGAAGGUACCAAUCAGUUUUGAAACAUGA